This is a messenger RNA of Arthroderma uncinatum, 2742 nucleotides long. Its product is annotated as anaphase-promoting complex subunit 2. The record is from RefSeq and is a predicted model, not a curated record. Gene Ontology annotation, biological process: ubiquitin-dependent protein catabolic process. Bases 1 to 2742 code for a protein of 913 amino acids. NCBI's taxonomy places the organism in Eukaryota, Fungi, Ascomycota, Eurotiomycetes, Onygenales, Arthrodermataceae. The transcript is spliced from 2 exons. Gene Ontology annotation, cellular component: anaphase-promoting complex. Gene Ontology annotation, molecular function: ubiquitin protein ligase binding.
AUGUUCCAGCACGUCCCGUCUACAAUUGGCCACAAACGUGUUUUCGACUCCGUCUUCCCUCCCUCCUUGCUAAGUGGCAUAUCACCCACCCCCGACGUCACACCCGUCCUAGGAUUCACCCCUCCAGGAGAACCAUUCGGCGGCAUACAGACCUCUAUUAAAGCGAAUAAACCGGCGCCAUCUUCAGAAGAGCCCGUACCGGAACAAGUCACAUGGGAUCGAGCGUGGCAUACCGCAACUGCGUUUCUUACCAUUCCUGACAAAGGAUUCAACGUCAAUAGUGACGGCAAUAGUGAUGAUAAGAUAGGGGAUAGAACGUUGUUGAAAAGAUGGGCUCGAGAUCCACCGUCGACAGCCAUCAGGGAUAGCCUAUUUUACGUAGGUGCGGAUGCGUCAGGCGGGAAGGGGUCGAGGAAAGGGAUGAAGGAGUGCGACUUGAAGCUAUGGUAUAUGAGCGAAACGCGGCGACACUUCCUAACUAACUUUAAAGACACUCUUGUCAAGAUAUUAGAACACGCUGAGAGGAAGGACGUUCUGGCCAGGCUGGUUCGCUACCUUCGCCUAGUGCAGAAUAUUUAUUAUACCCCAUUUUUAAAAUUCAUAUUACCAUUAUCAGACCCAACGGCGCGGGAUACAGGGUUCACAGCCUUACGGGAGAGUAUACACGCUGUGACCACAUUCUCGCUUCCGGCUGAUAAAUUUUCAGUGAUUCUUGCCACAGAACUUACCGCGGCAUGCUCUUUAAUCUUAGGAACCAAAAGAGGUCGGGAUCAACCUGAUGUUUCCCCCACGGAGGCUGGCGACGAAAUGGACAUUGAUUCAAAACCCAGCAUGUCCUAUAAUAACUGGAAGAGAGAACCAUCUCGCGAAAAAAGGAUUGUAUUGAUGACUGAAGGCGAACUACCCGGCAGCACAGAGGCAAGACAUACAUUGAUGCGUCUGCUAGAAGGGCUUCAGGAUAUUGGCCUUGGCGGCAGCAAAUCCCAGGUCAUAUUUGCCAAUGUGAUGAACAACAUGAUCACUGAGUUUGUAAUAUCCUCAUACUCGGGGGAAUGGGAAGCUCCCUCUCUCGCUGUUGAACAUUUACGGCUAUGGAUCGGAAAUAUCUUCGGACGGCUGGCCGUCCAAGUUUUGCACUGUCUUAAACCAGGCGAGCACCGAGUUCAGUCAACCGAAGACCACCUUGACGUGACGUUGCGUGAUGUAGAGAAAUGGCAAGAAAUUGCUAUUACCCGGCUUGCCUCCCUGCGAAUUAGCGAGCUAUUUGAUAUAAUUGUCGAAUGGGACAUAAGCAGUGGAGCGAUUGAAGAUCUCAAGAGCUAUACUACAAACCCUACCACACGGUUCUACCUUUCGAGCACAUUUAAUACUGCUAUAUUUCAACGACUUCUCCACCCAGGGGCGUCCACAGUUGAAAUAUUGCAGCUUUACAUUGCCAUCAUCCGGGCACUUACACAGCUAGAUCCAAGAGGAGUGCUACUGGAUAGAGUUGCGAGACCUAUUCGCAGGUAUCUACGUGAACGAGACGAUUCCGUCAAAGUGAUAGUAAAUGGGUUAUUAGCUGAUGUCAGUGAUGGGAAGGAUCAUGAUAGCUCCAAUCCAGAGACACUCACGGAGUUAGCAAUUGAGUUAACCAGUGCUCGUCAAGCGUCUCUCCGCAAUGAUUCCGGGGAGCUUGACUGGGACGAUAUGAACUGGGUGCCAGAUCCAAUCGAUGCAGCUGUCGAUUAUAAAAAGUCGAAACAGUCAGAUGUCAUAGGCAGCUUGAUAACCCUCUUUGACUCUAAGGAGGUCUUUGUAAAGGAACUGCAGGAAUCGUUGAGUGAGCGAUUACUAAACAAGAGCGGUAAUUAUGAUCAGGAGGUCUCGGUUCUUGAGUUGCUGAAAGUUCGCUUUGGCGACUCGGCUCUACAGGCGUGUGAGGUUAUGCUACGAGACGCGCUUGAUUCCAAGAGGAUUGAUACCGUUAUACGAGCAGACAAAGGUUUGGAUGACGACCCUACUGCUGAUAUCCAUGCCAAGAUCCUAUCUCGUCUGUACUGGCCUGAGUUGCAAGAACAGGCCUUUAAAAUGCCCGACGAAAUCACUUCGCUACAAGAGAGGUACUCCGCAGGCUUCGAGUCUUUAAAACCAUCUAGGAAAUUGACCUGGUUGAACAGCUUGGGAACUGCAACGGUUGAGUUAGAUCUCGAAGAUCGUAUAUUCAAGGAUGAGGUGACAACAUGGCAAGCAGCCGUUAUACACGCUUUCCAUUCUGCUGAGCCAUCUGCGGUGUCGAAAACCGUUAUAGAAAUAUCUCAAGAGUUAGAUAUGCCAGCAUCCCUUGUCCGCAGCGCCUGUCUAUUCUGGCAAAGCAAACGUAUCCUCACCCAACCACAACCCGACACAUUCUCUGUCCUCGAAACACUGCCCGACGAAGAAGAAACGCGUGCCUCAUCACAGCAGCAAAAACAAGCCCAGCCAAACUUGGAAGCCAAUGCUGCUGCGGCGGCGGCAGCAGCAGCAGCAAAAGAAUCCGCGGAAGCUGCCACUAUGGCAAAAAUGGAUCUAUACUGGCAGUUCAUCAGGGGAAUGCUUAGGAACCAAGGGGCGAUGCCUUUACAGCGUAUCAUCAUGAUGUUGAAAAUAGCUGUUCCUGGUGGAUUCCCGUUUAGCAGCGAGGAGCUUAAGCAAUUCAUGGGCAAGAUGGUUUCUGGCGGCAAGCUUGAGAUGGUCAGUGGAGGUAACUAUAAGAUUAUUUAA